AUGGAGAACAAUCAGAUUACUAUGUUCAGGUCACUUAAUGCUCAUUCCACCAACUAUACCAUCAAAGCUAAGAUCAUAUCUAUGUGGGAUAAAAAAAUGAAUGGUUAUGAUAACAAGAUCUAUCGUGUUGACAUGUUGUUGAUGGAUGAAGAGGGUUCCUUCAUUCAAUGUAGCUGUUUACAUAAGCUUUUCAAACGGUUCCUUAAGUUUUUGGUAGUUGAUGACUAUUUAUUGAUUCAUAAACCAUCUCUAGCCAAAGAUACAACCAAGAUUAAGGUUACCGGAAAAGAUCAGAAGCUAUCGUUGUAUGCUUUCACGUCUGUUCUGAAAACUGAUAACUGGUCUGGUCCUCGAGAUCAGAAGAUUAGUGUAACGUUGUGGGAAAAUUAUGCAAUCACUUUGUUAAACUACAUGAAUGAUAAAAACCGCCCUGCUCAUGUGGUUAUAGUUGUCCAUUUUGGAACAGUGAACAUAUAUCAAGGUAAAGUUGGCCUGACUAACAUGUUUGAAGCAAGUCGUGUCUUCAUAAAUUAUGAUAUUCAUGAGAUCAAAGAAUUCAAAGACAGGUAUCUUGAGAAGGAGUUAUCUAAAUCAUCUUCAAGUAAACAAUCAUGCUCUCAAGUGAUAUCGAAUACAGAAGAUGAGUUUCUAAAUGCUGAAGAUUUUGUGUUGACCGGUUUUAUUGCUUCAAUUGAUGUGGAGAAAAAGGUUAUCAUUGUUGGUACUGUUAUAGCAAUUUCAAAUGAUAAGCCUUGGUAUUAUUUAUCAUGCAAUCAUUGUAAGAAGCAAAUUGAAGAGAAAUCUGAGUUGGUUGAAAGAGAUGAUGGCAGCUUUGACGUGUUGGAUGACAAGUCUUUUGAGUGUAUAAACCCAGAUUGUGAUGCUGUUGACAUUGUUCCUGUUCAUCGAUACAAAAUACCUCUAAGGGUUCAGGAUUCCACUGGAACCAUUUCCUGUACGUUGUUUGAUUAUGAAGCUAUUAAGCUUUUGAAGAAAACCUCGAAAGAACUACUUGAUAUUUACUCGAAGGUUGACACUUCCACCGAAGGAUCGUUUCAGUCACUUCCAUCUGAGUUUGAUGUGUUGUUGAACAAAAAGUUUGCCUUCCAAAUCAAAAUUUCCAGUUUUAACAUUACCAACCAGAUUGAAAACUAUGGAAUUUCAAUGUUAUCUUCCGAUGAGGAUCUACUUUCUGCUCUGGAGAAAAAAUGGAAAGUUAAUGAGUCUGACGUGUCUGAGUCAAAUGUUCAAUGUUUGUCCAAUUCAGUUGGUAAUGUCAAAGGUUUAUCAAAGGAAUCUCAAUCUGUGAUGGGUGACAGCGUUACGCCAGAUCCUCUAGAUGGUAAUGAUCAAGAUCCGUCAAAGUUCGAAAACAUUAAACGUAACCUUGAAGAUGUUUAUGAUGUUGAUGCUGUUGAUAGCUCUUCUACUAAACGUCGUAACAGUCCUGGGAAUGUUGAAAUAAACAAUUCUGACAAUUUGGACCUCAUCACCCCAAAGAUUGAGAAAUAA
This is a messenger RNA of Helianthus annuus (common sunflower), 1512 nucleotides long. RefSeq lists its product as uncharacterized. Gene Ontology annotation, molecular function: DNA binding. The record is from RefSeq and is a predicted model, not a curated record. Bases 1 to 1512 code for a protein of 503 amino acids. Gene Ontology annotation, biological process: DNA recombination; DNA repair; DNA replication. Gene Ontology annotation, cellular component: nucleus. The transcript is spliced from 10 exons. Lineage: Eukaryota; Viridiplantae; Streptophyta; Magnoliopsida; Asterales; Asteraceae.